Messenger RNA from Jatropha curcas, 1926 nucleotides. The record is from RefSeq and is a predicted model, not a curated record. Lineage: Eukaryota; Viridiplantae; Streptophyta; Magnoliopsida; Malpighiales; Euphorbiaceae.
GUUAUUUAGAUACGCCGUGCUCUUCUUCUGAAGUCUCGCAUCUGGUCCCUGGCUCUCUUUUCCCGGUGAAAACCAGUAGCCUGAAAAUGGAGACGAUGAGAAAAGAAGAAACCAAUCAAGAGAAAAAGAAGAACAAGGGAGUAGGAUUUUGGAGAUGGACAUUUUGCUCAGUGAUAUUAAGGCUCUUUCUCAUUUCUUUCUCUCGAAAUCUCAAUUUAUCUUCUCGGCCCGAAGUCUCCACUCCUCUCACCAGCCUACGACGCCUUGCUGAAGGUUACUGGUUGAAGCAAUUAUCGAUGUCUCCUUAUGCAGGAUCUAUGUACCAUGGUUCUCCAUUGUUGCUCUCACUGCUUGGACCGCUUACUGUUAAAAGAAUUGAAGGGCAACCUGAUCAUGUAUUGUGCAGUUUGCUUUUUGUCAUUGCAGAUAUUAUCAGUGCUAUGCUUAUUCGUGCGACUGGCUGGAAGCUGCAAAUGUCAUAUAGACAGAGCUUGAAAGCACUUGAUAUCGUUAAUGUACUAGAAAACUCAGAUUUACUUCCUUCAGGAGAUAUUGCUGCUCUUGUGUACUUGUGGAAUCCAUUCACAAUAGUUGCAUGUGUGGGUUUGUCAACUUCACCAAUUGAAAAUCUGUUUGUUGUACUAACACUUUAUGGAGCUUGUACAGGGCUAGUUCCCUUGGCAGCUUUUGGAUGGGUUAUGGCAACGCAUUUGUCCCUUUAUCCAGCAAUUCUAAUUAUUCCGACAAUUCUUUUAUUAGGAUUCGGUCCUGAUGCUCCCCCAAGAAAGUUGUUCCUGCAGAACGGAUUUUGUAAAAUUGGAGAUAACAACACUAGUGAUUUACAUCACAAACAAGAGGAAAUGAUCCACCAGUCAAAGCCACAAAUCAUUUUUAAAUGGAGACCAGUCAUACUAUUUUUAUUAUGGAUUUCUCUCUGGUCAGCCUAUGUGUUGGUUCUAUGCAGCAUGUCUGUCAAGCAGUAUAGUAGCCUGUGGGAGAUGUUUCAAAGCACAUAUGGGUUCAUUCUUACAGUGGAGGAUUUGUCACCAAAUAUUGGUGUUCUAUGGUACUUUUUUGCUGAAGUUUUUGAUUUCUUCAGAAAUUUCUUUUUGAUAGUUUUCCAUGCAAACAUCUUGUUCAUGGUAUUGCCAUUAGCCAUAAGGCUACACCACCGACCCUGCUUCUUGGCUUUCAUCUAUGUUGCAAUCUCAUCCAUGCUUAAAUCAUAUCCAUCAGUUGGAGAUUCAGCUCUAUACUUAGGUUUGUUGGUUUUGUUUCUUGAUGAAUUAGCAGAUAUGCAGUUCUCUUUCUUCAUCUUUUGUGGAUAUGUUGGGGUUCCCCUGCUUAGCCCUGUGAUGCACAAUCUAUGGAUUUGGAGGGGCACUGGCAAUGCAAACUUCUAUUUUGCAACUGCAAUUGCUUAUGCUUGCUUGCAGAUUAUUUUGGUGGUUGAGAGUGUUAGUGCUAUGCUUAACCAUGAUAGGAAGCUAAGAGAGCGAUCUGCCACGACACUUCAAGAUAAGUCUGUCAAAACGCCUCAAGAUGAGAAAUCUUAGCCACUUCUCCAAAUCAGGCAUGUAUAAUUAUGAUGCAUCUCUUGGCCCUUAAACAUUUCAAGCCCAAAAAACUCAGGAGGUUUCCUCAUUUCAGUCUGUUUUGCUUAUUCUAGAGUGGCUCUGUUUUCAUGAAUGGAAAGAUCGAGUUGCUGCAUCGAACAACAUAACAUAUAUCAACGCUCUACGGAGGAUUGUUUUCUGAAUUACAGCCUUUGAUAGCUUUUGUUGUACACUGGGAAAUGGACUUGGUUUAUUAUUUUUCUACCGAGUAGAAUAGUCUAUCCAUCUUUAACAUACUCGGUUCUGUUUGUCAAGAAUUUUGUACUGAAUUAUUAUUCAAUAGAGCUCAAUUUUCACUGCAUUUAAACCA